Molecule: messenger RNA, 513 nt
Organism: Porites lobata
Lineage: Eukaryota; Metazoa; Cnidaria; Anthozoa; Scleractinia; Poritidae
Source: the annotation of a GenBank genome assembly
CCAUCUGCAAUUGACCAAAACACCCCACCUUGGCCGCCAGUGUCGCCUUUGCCUCACAUUCAGCUGGGUAACAGUUUCAACGUGCCUCGGACUCCACUAGUCCCUCCAAUCUCAUCUAAUCAACCUUACCAGCAAGCCAACGGACAGCCUCCAACCCCAAAGCGUCCAAAGCCCUUACCAGGAAUUUUAGUGUUUGCCAGAUUAUCUUUCCUCGACAGUAAAGUCACGCGAUGCUAUGGCUGUGGCGACACCCUGAAGCCAGGCGGGACCAAUCCACCUCCACCCGAUGACCUCGUUUUGACAACACGACUUCGCCGUCAGUAUUUAAAAAAAGGACGUCAACACACAUCUCCAGAUAUUUCGUCGGUAUAUUAUCAUGUUAACCCUUAUUGCAUAAGGGUAACCUUCCCUGCCUUUCAACCAAAUUCAUGCAGAAUACCGUCGGAUCUACAGCCUUUUCUUCUACCCGAACACAAGCAAGUAAUUUUCGAAAGGCUUGCCGCUAUGGUCUAG